UUAACUCCAUUAAAUCCUCCCUUCAAGGCCUUCUCUCUUCCAUUGCUCCAAUCAAGCAUUUCUGCGUCCAAAGUCAACCACAUGGUCUUCUCCGGCUGCUCCCUCCGACAUUCUUUCACCGGAACUAUCUCGACCACCGCCAUGACCACCGCAGCAACCACAAUCAUUUCCGUCAUCACUCUGUAAACUUCAGCGCUCUUCCACCUCUCUUCCUCUGCGGUUUUCCUUGCCGGCUUGGUUCGGGAAGAAACGGAAUCAUCAGUGAAAUUUUUGUUCCCGGUUGGAGUUCCAGAUGACCACUGUUAAAGGCUACGGCUCGUGCAUGCGGGAGUAUGCUCUCCAAUUUCCACGCUCCAAUUCUAACGAUAGCUAUAAGAGACAAUGUACCAAGAGGAAUGCCAGAUGGAGGUCUCCACAGGCUGCCGUCAUACCGAAUUUACAUCUUCCAAUGCGCAGUUUCGAAGUGAAGAAUAGGACAUCGGCCGAUGAUAUCAAGUCUCUUAGACUUGUAACUGCCAUUAAAACACCUUAUCUUCCCGAUGGCAGAUUUGAUCUUGAAGCGUACGACGCCUUGGUGAAUCUGCAGAUUGAAAAUGGAGCUGAAGGUGUGAUUGUGGGUGGCACAACUGGUGAAGGUCAGUUGAUGAGCUGGGACGAACAUAUAAUGCUUAUAGGUCAUACUGUCAACUGUUUUGGUGGAUCAAUCAAGGUAAUAGGUAACACUGGAAGCAACUCCACAAGAGAAGCAAUUCACGCUUCUGAACAGGGAUUUGCUGUUGGAAUGCAUGCUGCCCUUCAUAUAAAUCCUUAUUAUGGAAAAACUUCCAUCGAGGGAAUGAUCUCUCACUUCAAUUGUGUGCUUUCUAUGGGCCCGACUAUUAUAUACAACGUACCACCACGAACUGGCCAAGAUAUUCCCCCGGUUGUCAUUCAAACAGUUUCUCAAAGUGUCAAUCUAGCAGGUGUGAAGGAAUGUGUCGGAAAUGAUCGUGUUGAGCAGUAUACUGUCCAAGGAAUUUCAGUCUGGAGUGGAAACGACGAUCAGUGCCACGAUGCUAGGUGGAACCAUGGAGCAACUGGAGUUAUGUCUGUUGCUAGCAACUUGGUGCCUGGUUUAAUGAGAGAGCUCAUGUUUGGAGGGAAGAACUCUUCCCUAAACGCAAAACUGAUUCCUUUGAUGGACUGGCUGUUCUACGAACCUAACCCGAUAGGCUUGAACACGGCUCUCGCUCAACUCGGGGUAGUGAGGCCCGUGUUUAGGCUACCAUAUGUACCUCUUCCAAAAGCAAAGAGGGAGGAGUUUGUGAAUUUGGUGAAGCAAAUCGGGCGGGAGAAUUUCGUGGGCGAAAAAGAUGUACAAGUUCUUGAUGAUGACGAUUUCAUUUUGGUUACUCGGUAUUAGUAUGAAGUCAGGUAUUUUAGGUCUAUACCUUGGCCUUGAUCUUAACGUUUGUUGUUGUUAGGUUAUGUGGGUGUUGAAUUUGUAGUGAAAAUAUAUGGAAAUGCUAUUUUGCACUUUAUUUUAUGGACGUGUAUUUCAAGUCUUCAACUCGUUUCUUGGCGUCUAAUGUGUUGCUAAAUAAGGAUGCCUGUUAGUUGAAGUGUCUGGUUCUGAUUCUAUUUAUUGUGGCAAUUUCCAAAUUAAAAAAAAA
This is a messenger RNA of Momordica charantia (bitter melon), 1652 nucleotides long. RefSeq names its product 4-hydroxy-tetrahydrodipicolinate synthase, chloroplastic. The record is from RefSeq and is a predicted model, not a curated record. Lineage: Eukaryota; Viridiplantae; Streptophyta; Magnoliopsida; Cucurbitales; Cucurbitaceae. Gene Ontology annotation, molecular function: 4-hydroxy-tetrahydrodipicolinate synthase activity.